This is a messenger RNA of Colius striatus (speckled mousebird), 1268 nucleotides long. Its product is annotated as lysozyme g. The transcript is spliced from 6 exons. The coding region runs from base 76 to 690 and encodes 204 amino acids. Gene Ontology annotation, cellular component: extracellular region. NCBI's taxonomy places the organism in Eukaryota, Metazoa, Chordata, Aves, Coliiformes, Coliidae. Gene Ontology annotation, biological process: defense response to Gram-positive bacterium; peptidoglycan catabolic process. Gene Ontology annotation, molecular function: lysozyme activity. The record is from RefSeq and is a predicted model, not a curated record.
AACUUCCCCAAACCUCAGACCUGUGACAGAAGCUGAGCUGCAGACAAGUAGGCUGUCCUGCGCUCUCAGGAAGAGAUGUACCCGAUGCUUGUGCUGCUGGGCCUCGCGGCCCUCCUGGGUGCCUCCCAGGGCCGCACGGAUUGCUACGGCAGUGUAAACAGAAUUAAAACCACUGGGGCUUCAUGCAGAACUGCAAAGCCAGAGGGUUUGUCCUACUGUGGAGUUCGUGCUUCACAAAAGAUUGCUGAGCGGGACCUAAGAGCUAUGAACCAAUACAAAACACUCAUCAAGAGGGUUGGUGAAAAACUGUGUGUGGAACCAGCCGUGAUUGCUGGCAUCAUAUCCCGGGAAUCUCAUGCUGGCAAAGCACUGAAGAAUGGCUGGGGUGACAAUGGGAAUGGAUUUGGUUUGAUGCAGGUUGACAAAAACUAUCAUAAACCUCAGGGACAAUGGAACAGCGAAACUCAUCUUACUCAGGGCACAAACAUACUUAUCUCGAUGAUAAAGACAAUACAGAGGAAGUUCCCAAACUGGACAAAGGAUCAACAGCUGAAAGGUGGGAUUUCUGCCUACAAUGCUGGUUCUAACAAUGUCCGAAGCUAUGACAGAAUGGAUAUCGGCACGACUCACGAUGACUACGCCAACGAUGUGGUUGCACGAGCCCAAUAUUACAAGAAACAGGGAUACUAGACUCUGUAACCUCCACUGAGUAACUUUCUUACCACCACUUGCGUGAUACCCCGGAACGAGACAGGACACGGAGCAGCCAUUCCCUGCAAACCCAAAGAGAUGCAGAUUUACAGGAACGAUUUACAUGAAUAAGAAUUUGCAGACUAAAGCCCUGAAUUUUUAAAGCAACAUUCAGUAACACACUAGUCAUGUAGGCUCUUUACAAGCAAUAUGAUUUGGAUUUUACAAAGGGACCAUUACCAAAAUCUUAAUGUUUUUUUCCUGUUGUCUACAUAUUUCUCUGAGUUACGAGGACAGUUUGGUUUGCUAUUGAUAAUUUGCUCCCUUCCAGAUCUUAAAACACAUUUCUGGUGAAAUCUGUCAUUCUCCUAAGAAAUCAAAAGUCAAAAUACUUCCUUGGAUAUUAGCUUCAUGAUUUAUUCUUUCAAAGCUGCUUGUUAUUUACAUUAUGCUGUGGAGUAGCCAUUUUUUUCCUCAAUGCUAAUUUUUCAUAUAAAUGCAUAGAAUAGAGAUGGAUGUUUCCAGUCAUACAGAAAUAAGCAAACAGAAAUUGAAUAAAAGUGGUACUAGCAAAAGAA